Molecule: messenger RNA, 1508 nt
Organism: Lycium ferocissimum
Lineage: Eukaryota; Viridiplantae; Streptophyta; Magnoliopsida; Solanales; Solanaceae
Exons: 5
Coding region: 315-1376 (353 amino acids)
Biological process (GO): glucose metabolic process; beta-D-galactose catabolic process via UDP-galactose, Leloir pathway
Molecular function (GO): aldose 1-epimerase activity; carbohydrate binding
Source: RefSeq, a predicted model, not a curated record
AGAAAAGAGCAAGUUAGAAAAACUGUACAUAUUUUCGGCUAUUUUUAGCUAACAAUUACAUUUAUUGAUGGCGAAUCUCGAGAAUAUGGCAUCAUACUUGAUCUAAAGUUCUAAUACGUCUUUACUUUCUCAGUUUGAAAUAUUUGUCUUUAUCCACUAUUCCAAAUCAUUCCUUAUCAACAUCUCUUAUCUGAAUUACCUAAUCUUAAUUUUUUUAGUAUAUACCAUAUUUGUCAUUUAACAUGAUCCAAAACCUCACUUAUUUAUAAACUCCCAGCUAUAGUAAGUUACCAACGUUUUAUCCUCUUUCAACAAUGGCCAAAACGUCUCUUUAUUGUUUUGCUUUUGUCAUUCUUUUUAUUGGAAAUUCCUGUAGAGCAAAUGAAGAAAUAAAAGUGUAUGAAUUGAAGAAGGGUGAUUUUUCUGUGAAGAUCACAAAUUAUGGUGCAACAGUUCUUUCUGUUAUACUCCCUGAUAAACAUGGAAAAUUGGAUGAUGUUGUUCUGGGUUACUAUUCCAUUGAUGACUACAAGAACGAUACUACAUAUUUUGGUGGCCUGAUUGGGCGCGUAGCUAAUCGGAUUGGAGGAGCAAAAUUUGAGUUGAAUGGUGUGGAAUACAAAUUACCUGCUAAUGAUCAUGGAAACACACUCCAUGGGGGUAGCAGAGGAUUCAAUAAUGUAAUUUGGACUAUGGAAUCUUUUCAGGAAGAUAGUCAUCUUACUCUUACCUACAAUAGCUUUGAUGGUGAACAAGGAUUUCCUGGUGACCUAUCUGUCAAGGUGACAUACAUGUUCAUUGGGACGAACAGGUUAGCCUUAGACAUGCAAGCGAAGCCACUAAACAAAGCCACACCAGUGAAUUUAGCAUCACACACAUACUGGAAUCUUGGUGGAGCCACCAGCGGCAAUAUUUUCUCCCAUACUAUUCAGAUUUUCGGGUCCAAGAUUACUCCUGUUGAUGAUAAGCUCAUCCCCACAGGAAAAAUUACUCCUGUUAAAGGAACAGCUUAUGAUUUCCUCGAGCCACGGACGAUAGGGAGCAAGUUCAAUGAAAUCCCAGGUGGAUAUGAUAUCAACUAUGUGUUGGAUAAUACUGGAGGCAAGCAUUUGCAUAGGGCGGCAAUUGUUCACGAUAGCAAAUCGGGUAGAAAGAUGGAAUUGUGGACUAAUAAACCUGGUGUGCAGUUUUACACAAGUAAUAUGUUGGAAAAUGCAAAGGGAAAAGGCGGAUUUGUUUACUCAAAAUAUGCUGCACUUUGUUUGGAGACACAAGGAUUCCCAGAUUCUGUUAAUCAUCCCAAUUUUCCUUCUCAGAUUGUGAAUCCAGGGGAAACUUAUAAGCACAUUAUGGUUUAUAGGUUCACUGCCUCAUAGAAACUUUUAGAUUUUUCUUGGUCAUAGUACAGUUGAGUAGACCUUUCUUGUUAAGUAUUACUUGCAUUUAUAUCGGAGUAACUUAUUUUUAUGCUGAUUUUAAUAAUAAAAGGUAGUAGCUCUUAGUUAUCA